This is a messenger RNA of Uranotaenia lowii, 1254 nucleotides long. Its product is annotated as actin-3, muscle-specific-like. The transcript has 2 exons. Bases 53 to 1183 code for a protein of 376 amino acids. The record is from RefSeq and is a predicted model, not a curated record. Lineage: Eukaryota; Metazoa; Arthropoda; Insecta; Diptera; Culicidae.
ACUUUAGUCCGGAACGGAAGGUACGUGAGCAGCAGCAGCAAAGCGAAUCAAAAUGUGCGACGAAGAAAUUGCCGCGCUGGUUAUCGAUAAUGGGUCCGGUAUGUGCAAGGCUGGAUUCGCUGGAGAUGACGCGCCACGUGCUGUUUUUCCGUCCAUCGUGGGCCGUGCCCGGCACCAGGGUGUGAUGGUCGGUAUGGGUCAGAAGGAUUCCUACGUCGGUGAUGAGGCCCAGAGCAAGCGAGGUAUCCUGACGCUGAAGUAUCCGAUCGAGCAUGGUAUUGUAUCGAACUGGGAUGAUAUGGAGAAGAUCUGGCAUCACACCUUCUACAAUGAGCUGCGAGUUGCUCCGGAAGAACAUCCGGUGCUGCUGACGGAGGCUCCAUUGAACCCGAAAGCCAAUCGGGAGAAGAUGACCCAGAUCAUGUUCGAGACCUUCAACACCCCAGCUAUGUACGUAGCAAUCCAAGCUGUGCUGUCGUUGUACGCCUCGGGACGAACUACCGGUAUUGUACUGGAUUCCGGUGAUGGAGUAUCGCACACCGUACCCAUCUAUGAGGGAUACGCACUGCCACACGCCAUUCUUCGAUUGGAUUUGGCCGGUCGGGAUUUGACCGAUUACCUGAUGACGAUCCUUACUGAGCGAGGUUAUACCUUCACCACAACUGCCGAACGGGAAAUUGUUCGAGACAUCAAGGAAAAGUUGUGCUACGUAGCACUGGACUUCGAACAGGAGAUGGCUACUGCAGCGGCUAGCUCAACACUUGAAAAGUCCUACGAACUUCCUGAUGGGCAGGUCAUCACCAUUGGUAAUGAACGGUUCCGUUGUCCAGAGACCCUAUUCCAGCCAUCGUUCAUCGGCCAGGAAAGCGUUGGCAUCCAUGAAACGGUGUUCAACUCGAUCAAGAAAUGCGACGUCGACAUCCGUAAGGACUUGUUCGCCAAUACGGUCCUGUCCGGAGGAUCAACCAUGUUUGCCGGAAUUGCCGACCGUAUGCAGCGGGAGCUGACUACCCUGGCACCCACCUCGAUCAAAGUCAAGAUCAUUGCCCCACCAGAGCGCAAAUACUCCGUCUGGAUCGGUGGAUCCAUCCUGGCCUCGCUGUCCACCUUCCAGCAGAUGUGGAUCUCCAAGCAGGAAUACGACGAAUCCGGCCCAGGAAUCGUCCACCGCAAGUGCUUUUAAGCCAUUAUGCAAUUAUCUUGAUAGCGCAUCACCAAUGAAUACUUUACAAAUAUACAGUUCAUUAAACGAAA